This is a messenger RNA of Pelobates cultripes (western spadefoot toad), 15249 nucleotides long. The record is from the annotation of a GenBank genome assembly. NCBI's taxonomy places the organism in Eukaryota, Metazoa, Chordata, Amphibia, Anura, Pelobatidae.
AUUUAUAUUCUGUCCUACCCCACGUCCCCCCAUGUAGACCCUCGACAAUUUAAUAAGAUAUCGGAUCCAAAAACAGACAUGCCAAUUUAAUUUUUCAUUUUUUGGAGAAAAUAGACUAUAACAGCACGUAGCUCAGUAUCUCACUGUGUGGCUGUGUAGGGAUAUGUGACUGAAUGUGGUACUGAGUGUGUAUCUGUGAAUACCUUGUGUGUAUCCCUAUGUAUGUAUGAGUGGGGGAGACCGUGAAUGAAAUGCCAAAGUGUUGUAUUAAUAAUCUGUGUGUCUCUGGCUGCUCAAACUGCAAGUCUCCUCCUCUCUCCUUAACUGCCUCGUUCCAAUAACUAGAACGGCACACUGUGCUCAGAGCCUCAGCACAAACACCCAUCAUCCCAGCACACUGUGCUCAGAGCCUCAGCACAAACACCCAUCAUCCCAGCACACUGUGCUCAGAGCCUCAGCACAAACACCCAUCAUCCCAGCACACUGUGCUCAGAGCCUCAGCACAAACACCCAUCAUCCCAGCACAGUGUGCUCAGAGCCUCAGCACAAACACCCAUCAUCCCAGCACAGUGUGCUCAGAGCAUCAACACCAGGACCCAUCAUCCCAGCACAGUGUGCUCAGAGCAUCAACACCAGGACCCAUCUUCCCAGCACAGUGCGGGUACACGGCUUCUACACCAGGACCCAUUAUCCCAGCACAGUGCGUGUACACGGCUUCUACACCAGGACCCAUCAUCCCAGCACAGUGCGUGUACACGGCUUCUACACCAGGACCCAUCAUCCCAGCACAGUGCGUGUACACGGCUUCUACACCAGGACCCAUCAUCCCAGCACAGUGCACGUACACGGCUUCAACACCAGGACCCAUAAUCCCAGCACAUUGCGUGUACACGACUGCAACACCAGGACCCAUCAUUCCAGCACAGUGUUAUACACAGAGCCUCAACAUCAAGAUCCAUCAUCCCAGCACAGUGUGUGUACACGGCUUCCACACCAGGACCCAUCAUCUCCAGCACAGCGUGUGUACACAGCUCUGAGUGCAUCUAGUCCCAUAAACUGAUUCCAGCUCAAUGUGUAGCCAGCCCAAUGGACCGAUCCCAGCUCUGUGCGUAGCCAGCCCAAUGGACCGAUCCCAGCUCUGUGCGUAGCCAGCCCAAUGGACCGAUCCCAGCUCUGUGUGUAGCCAGCUCAGUGGAUUGAUCUCAGCCCAAUGAACUGAUUCCAGCUCUGUGUGUAGCCAUCCCAAUGGACUGAAUCCCAGCUUAAUGUGUAGCCAGCCCAAUGGACUGAAUCCCAGCUUAAUGUGUAGCCAGCCCAAUGGACUGAUCCCAGCUCUGUGCAUAGCUAGCCCAAUGGACCGAUCCCAGUUCUGUGCAUAACCAGCCCAAUGGACUGAUCCCAGUUCUGUGAAUAGCCAGCUCAGUGGAUUGAUCUCAGCCCAAUGGACUGAUCCCAGUUCUGUGUGUAGCCAGCCCAAUGGACUGACCCCAGCUCUGCGUGUAGCCAGCUCAGUGGAUUGAUCUCAGCCCAAUGGACUGAUCCCAGUUUAUAUACAUUGUGCAAUUGUUGCUCACAUCUAGACUCCAGGAUGGCCAAAACGUACUGCUUUCUGGGAUGUUUUCUAGGUAGGUGGGAACCGUUUGGUUCCAUAUUUAUACCACUAUAAAGAAUAUCUUUCAUAUUGUUCUGUAUCCGGACCGGUCCCAGCAGAUGACAUGGGUAGGAGCAGUUUGCUCACCUCGAACACAUUUAUAAAUGGAAGAUAUUUGUUUGAGUUUUUUUUAUGUUUGUCACUAAUAACAGCUAACAAGUUCUGUGCAGGAUACGGAGCCAGAGCCAAGUGCUACAAGCAUUUUUCAUAGAAACCUGAAGAUUGGUCCUGCUCAUUGCCCCACUAUUAGCCCUGUGCCCUGUGUGUAGUAAGGAGUGUCUCCUGCAGGAUUCAGGUAAAGGGUAAUAUCACACAAUGUUUAGUGGUAUUACCGCUAUGUCGUCACCUGUGUUUAGAUGUUUUAAAGCAAUGACUUUAUUCUCCCCGUCGAAACUCUGUACCAUGCAUCCAUAGGCGUUGUUAAGGGGGGAUUUGGGGCCUGAACCUCUUUACCCAUUGAUCUCUAGAAUUAGUGGAGCGGGCUGGGGGCCGUUUGUGUGUUUAUUCAUUUUUAUUUUUACAUCAAUUAUCUGCUUCUCAAAGCAGCCAUCAAUUAUAAAACAAAGAUUAGUGGUAUAGUGCCCCCCAGGUGACUGUAAGGUAGCGUGAUGGGAAUGCAUUGAGUAUCUGCAAGGUCAAUAUUUGGUACGUCUAUACGUUUGAGCUAAGGAAUACUAUAGCCAUUACUGCCGUCCAAGAGUAGUGGGAGUUUUAGUGCAGGACUCAUUUCUGGGGGGUUUUAGCUGAAAGAAAAACAAACAAUAAUUGAGAGGUAGACCCCACCAAAGCCCAGUCCAUUCACUAAACCGAUGAAGUGUGGAGGAACUUUGAAAUCUUCUACCAAUUAAUGUGCUUAGUGGGCUCAUCCUUCCAGCUGGGACCACAGACAUUAUCUUGUAGACACUCUUUGAAGCGGACAUUGUAUAGAAGUUUCCUAAAUUCACUUGGAGGCUUUUUGUCUGCCCAUGCAAUGCUUCCACGCUGUCAGAUAAACAUUGAGGGCUCAUAAGGGGCUAAAAUGUUUUCAUAAGCUGAAGCUUGUUAUUAUUCCGGUUAAUUCCUUGGGAGGGAAGACAUUAAGCUGUCCGUGGGACGCUUAGAACAUGACCCCGGACAAUUCAUCCUUCAAAUAAUAGAUUAAAACAAGUUUGAAAUGCAAAUCCUUCCACAGGCAGCAAAGUUCUGUGUGUGUUCCCUGGAUUCUUUUAUUUGGGAAAGAUCCAACGUUGGAAAUGGAAGCUCCCAGCUUUACCAUUUUAAUUCUCAGAACCAUUAUUUACAAUCUGUGGGACGUAUUUUCCAAGCGACCCAAGCUUGUUAGCUCUAUAUGUCGUGUUACAUAUGGAAAUCAAAGAAUAAAAUAGAAACUUUUCAGACGUAAAUAUUGGAACUGCAGAUAUAAUCAUGGCAGACCCACAAUUAUCAGUAGUCCUAAUAAUGCCCAAAUGUAUUUUAUUUCCCACGAAAACUGGGGCAGCCUCCACUGGAAGUGAUCAAUCAGAAUAUUAGUGAAAUGGUCUUGUUUACUACUUGUCAAAUUCACGAUAUUACCAGACUUCAUUACAUGGCGUAAAAUGCCACAAAAUGUGACAAAACAGAGAGUGAAGCCCAUAACCACAAACAAAUCAUCAAUAGAAACCCACAUAGUAAAAUCCCACAUGGAGUGUUUACAUUCUCCUCCCCUAUAGCGUUAUCUCUAUAUAGCUACAUGUUAUGAUGUGCUGUGAUGUAAUGAGAUUAUUUAAUGUCAGGUUAAUAACUGUCCCGUUUUCAGGACUUGUCGCUGGAAGGAAAUUCUGGGAAGUACCCGAUCCAAUGGAUCAAAUUCCUAGCUCUGCCGGACUGAAAGGGGAGGACCAGUGUCUUUACCAACUGCACCACCUACAGGACGGGGCACGUAUUACUGCUCUACUACCUCCCAGUAUCGAAGGCAACUGGAUCUCCACAGGGUGAGCUUCUAGAACGUGGCCUUGACCUGGGUGUUAGUGGAUAAUGGACGCUACUAACCUGUUACAUAGUGAGCAGGAAACGCAUCUCCAUCUAACAUGUGUGACAAACUAAUGUAACCUGACUAGACGUGCAUGGUACCCACCUCCAUCCCAUAAUACUACAUGUAAUAACUAGACGUGCAUGGUACUUACCUCCAUCCCAUAAUACUACAUGUAAUAACUAGACGUGCAUGGUACUUACCUCCACCCCAUAAUACUACAUGUAAUGACUAGACGUGCAUGGUACCCACCUCCACCCCAUAACGUGCAUGGUACCUACCUCCACCCCAUAAUACUACAUGUAAUGACUAAACGUGCAUGGUACCUACCUCCACCCCAUAAUACUACAUGUAAUGACUAAACGUGCAUGGUACCUACCUCCACCCCAUAAUACUACAUGUAAUGACUAAACGUGCAUGGUACCUACCUCCACCCCAUAAUACUACAUGUAAUGACUAGACGUGCAUGGUACCUACCGCCAUCCCAUAAUACUACAUGUAAUAACUAGACGUGCAUGGUACUUACCUCCACCCCAUAAUACUACAUGUAAUGACUAAACGUGCAUGGUACCUACCUCCACCCCAUAAUACUACAUGUAAUGACUAGACGUGCAUGGUAGCUACCUCCAUCCCAUAAUACUACAUGUAAUAACUAGACGUGCAUGGUACCCACCUCCAUCCCAUAAUACUACAUGUAAUGACUAGACGUGCAUGGUACUUACCUCCACCCCAUAAUACUACAUGUAAUGACUAGACGUGCAUGGUACCUACCUCCAUCCCAUAAUACUACAUGUAAUGACUAGACAUGCAUGGUACCUACCUCCACCCCAUAAUACCACAUGUAAUGACUAGACGUGCAUGGUACCUACCCCCAUCCCAUAAUACUACAUGUAAUGACUAGACGUGCAUGGUACCUACCGCCAUCCCAUAAUACUACAUGUAAUGACUAAACGUGCAUGGUACCUACCUCCACCCCAUAAUACUACAUGUAAUAACUAGACGUGCAUGGUACCUACCGCCAUCCCAUAAUACUACAUGUAAUGACUAGACGUGCAUGGUACCUACCUCCACCCCAUAAUACUACAUGUAAUGACUAGACGUGCAUGGUACCUACCUCCACCCCAUAAUACUACAUGUAAUGACUAGACGUGCAUGGUACUUACCUCCACCCCAUAAUACUACAUGUAAUGACUAGACUUGCAUGGUACCUACCUCCACCCCAUAAUACUACAUGUAAUGACUAGACGUGCAUGGUACCUACCGCCAUCCCAUAAUACUACAUGUAAUGACUAGACGUGCAUGGUACUUACCUCCACCCCAUAAUACUACAUGUAAUGACUAGACGUGCAUGGUACCCACCUCCACCCCAUAACGUGCAUGGUACCUACCUCCACCCCAUAAUACUACAUGUAAUAACUAAACGUGCAUGGUACCUACCUCCACCCCAUAAUACUACAUGUAAUAACUAGACGUGCAUGGUACCCACCUCCAUCCCAUAAUACUACAUGUAAUGACUAGACGUGCAUGGUACUUACCUCCACCCCAUAAUACUACAUGUAAUGACUAGACGUGCAUGGUACCCACCUCCAUCCCAUAAUACUACAUGUAAUGACUAGACGUGCAUGGUACUUACCUCCACCCCAUAAUACUACAUGUAAUCACUAGACGUGCAUGGUACCUACCUCCAUCCCAUAAUACUACAUGUAAUGACUAGACGUGCAUGGUACCUACCUCCACCCCAUAAUACCACAUGUAAUGACUAGACGUGCAUGGUACCUACCCCCAUCCCAUAAUACUACAUGUAAUGACUAGACGUGCAUGGUACCUACCGCCAUCCCAUAAUACUACAUGUAAUGACUAAACGUGCAUGGUACCUACCUCCACCCCAUAAUACUACAUGUAAUAACUAGACGUGCAUGGUACCUACCGCCAUCCCAUAAUACUACAUGUAAUGACUAGACGUGCAUGGUACCUACCUCCACCCCAUAAUACUACAUGUAAUGACUAGACGUGCAUGGUACCUACCUCCACCCCAUAAUACUACAUGUAAUGGCUAGACGUGCAUGGUACUUACCUCCACCCCAUAAUACUACAUGUAAUGACUAGACGUGCAUGGUACCUACCUCCACCCCAUAAUACUACAUGUAAUGACUAGACGUGCAUGGUACCUACCGCCAUCCCAUAAUACUACAUGUAAUGACUAGACGUGCAUGGUACUUACCUCCACCCCAUAAUACUACAUGUAAUGACUAGACGUGCAUGGUACCCACCUCCACCCCAUAACGUGCAUGGUACCUACCUCCACCCCAUAAUACUACAUGUAAUAACUAAACGUGCAUGGUACUUACCUCCACCCCAUAAUACUACAUGUAAUAACUAGACGUGCAUGGUACUUACCUCCACCCCAUAAUACUACAUGUAAUGACUAAACGUGCAUGGUACCUACCUCCACCCCAUAAUACUACAUGUAAUAACUAGACGUGCAUGGUACCUACCUCCACCCCAUAAUACUACAUGUAAUAACUAGACGUGCAUGGUACCUACCGCCAUCCCAUAAUACUACAUGUAAUAACUAGACGUGCAUGGUACCUACCGCCAUCCCAUAAUACUACAUGUAAUAACUAGACGUGCAUGGUACCUACCUCCACCCCAUAAUACUACAUGUAAUGACUAGACGUGCAUGGUACCUACCUCCAUCCCAUAAUACCACAUGUAAUAACUAGACGUGCAUGGUACCUACCUCCACCCCAUAAUACCACAUGUAAUGACUAGACGUGCAUGGUACCUACCUCCACCCCAUAAUACCACAUGUAAUAACUAGAAUGACUAGACGUGCAUGGUACCUACCUCCAUCCCAUAAUACCACAUGUAAUAACUAGACGUGCAUGGUACCUACCUCCAUCCCAUAAUACCACAUGUAAUAACUAGACGUGCAUGGUACCCACCUCCAUCCCAUAAUACUACAUGUAAUGACUAAACGUGCAUGGUACCUACCUCCACCCCAUAAUACUACAUGUAAUAACUAGACGUGCAUGGUACCUACCCCCAUCCCAUAAUACUACAUGUAAUAACUAGACGUGCAUGGUACCUACCUCCACCCCAUAAUACUACAUGUAAUGACUAGACGUGCAUGGUACCUACCCCCAUCCCAUAAUACUACAUGUAAUAACUAGACGUGCAUGGUACCUACCUCCACCCCAUAAUACUACAUGUAAUGACUAAACGUGCAUGGUACCUACCUCCAUCCCAUAAUACCACAUGUAAUAACUAGACGUGCAUGGUACCUACCUCCACCCCAUAAUACUACAUGUAAUGACUAGACGUGCAUGGUACCUACCUCCACCCCAUAAUACCACAUGUAAUGACUAGACGUGCAUGGUACCUACCGCCAUCCCAUAAUACUACAUGUAAUGACUAGACGUGCAUGGUACCUACCGCCAUCCCAUAAUACUACAUGUAAUGACUAGACGUGCAUGGUACCUACCUCCACCCCAUAAUACUACAUGUAAUAACUAGACGUGCAUGGUACCUACCUCCAUCCCAUAAUACUACAUGUAAUGACUAGACGUGCAUGGUACCUACCUCCAUCCCAUAAUACUACAUGUAAUGACUAGACGUGCAUGGUACCUACCUCCACCCCAUAAUACUACAUGUAAUAACUAGACGUGCAUGGUACCUACCCCCAUCCCAUAAUACUACAUGUAAUGACUAGACGUGCAUGGUACCUACCGCCAUCCCAUAAUACUACAUGUAAUGACUAGACGUGCAUGGUACCUACCGCCACCCCAUAAUACUACAUGUAAUAACUAGACGUGCAUGGUACCUACCUCCACCCCAUAAUACUACAUGUAAUAACUAGACGUGCAUGGUACUUACCUCCACCCCAUAAUACUACAUGUAAUAACUAGACGUGCAUGGUACUUACCUCCACCCCAUAAUACUACAUGUAAUGACUAAACGUGCAUGGUACCUACCUCCACCCCAUAAUACUACAUGUAAUAACUAGACGUGCAUGGUACCUACCUCCACCCCAUAAUACUACAUGUAAUAACUAGACGUGCAUGGUACCUACCGCCAUCCCAUAAUACUACAUGUAAUAACUAGACGUGCAUGGUACCUAACGCCAUCCCAUAAUACUACAUGUAAUAACUAGACGUGCAUGGUACCUACCUCCACCCAUAAUACUACAUCCAUAAUAACUAGGCGUGCAUGGUACCUACCCCCAUCCCAUAAUACUACAUGUAAUAACUAGGCGUGCAUGGUACCUACCUCCCACCAUAAUACUACAUGUAAUAACUAGGCAUGGUACCUACCUCCACCCAUAAUACCACAUGUAAUAACUAGGCGUGCAUGGUACCUACAUCCAUCCCAUAAUACUACAUGUAAUGACUAGGCGUGCAUGGUACCUACCGCCAUCCCAUAUACUACAUGUAAUGACUAGACAUGCAUGGUACCUCCACCCAUAAUACUACAUGUAAUAACUAGACGUGCAUGGUACCUACCUCCAUCCCAUAAUACCACAUGUAAUGACUAGACGUGCAUGGUACCUACCUCCACCCCAUAAUACUACAUGUAAUAACUAGACGUGCAUGGUACCUACCUCCACCCCAUAAUACUACAUGUAAUAACUAGACGUGCAUGGUACCUACCUCCAUCCCAUAAUACCACAUGUAAUGACUAAACGUGCAUGGUACCUACCUCCACCCCAUAAUACUACAUGUAAUAACUAGACGUGCAUGGUACCUACCUCCACCCCAUAAUACUACAUGUAAUGACUAGACGUGCAUGGUACCUACCGCCAUCCCAUAAUACUACAUGUAAUAACUAGACGUGCAUGGUACUUACCUCCACCCCAUAAUACUACAUGUAAUGACUAGACGUGCAUGGUACCUACCUCCAUCCCAUAAUACUACAUGUAAUGACUAGACGUGCAUGGUACCUACCUCCACCCCAUAAUACUACAUGUAAUAACUAGACGUGCAUGGUACCUACCCCCACCCCAUAAUACUACAUGUAAUAACUAGACGUGCAUGGUACCUACCUCCACCCCAUAAUACUACAUGUAAUAACUAGACGUGCAUGGUACCUACCUCCACCCCAUAAUACCACAUGUAAUAACUAGACGUGCAUGGUACCUACCGCCAUCCCAUAAUACUACAUGUAAUGACUAGACGUGCAUGGUACCUACCGCCAUCCCAUAAUACUACAUGUAAUGACUAGACGUGCAUGGUACUUACCUCCACCCCAUAAUACUACAUGUAAUGACUAAACGUGCAUGGUACCUACCUCCACCCCAUAAUACCACAUGUAAUGACUAGACGUGCAUGGUACCUACCUCCAUCCCAUAAUACCACACAUAAUAAGCUAAUGUAAUAGGACUAGACAUGCACUAUAUGCACUAAUAUCUAGAGAGGGCCAGAUGGUUUAAUGUACAUGGCAGGGACAAGGUCUCCGAUUCUACUUCCUGUCAAUGUCUAGAUAUCACAAGGCCAGUGUUUGUCUAGUAAUCUACCCGUCUCUCCCGGGAAUAUUACAUCCAUUCCAACCUCGCUCUUUAUUAUUACUUUUAAUAGAAGGAAGAAAUUGAUUUCCCUAACUCUGCAAAAGUAAAUCGCUUUAAUGUCAUUUUUACAUCAUCCAGGGGUGUCAUCAAAGGAGAGUCUACCUCAUCUCCUGUCCCUGGAAGCAGAUUUCAAAGGUUAUUUUUAUUUAACUUAUUUUAAAGUCAGAUGGAGCCAUUUCCCGUAUACUCGGUGCUUUGUAAUUAGAAUAAGUAUGGGUCAGCGUCUAGUACCAAUCUUAAACUUAUCGCAUCCACUUUCAUGUGUUUGUUUUUCCUUUAAGUUCGUCGACAAGUUGGACCUGUGUGCUAAAAAUGAGCCAGGGUUCUAUUCAUCAACUAAGCUCUCGUUAAAUAUAAAAAUUAUUUUAGAAAUGAGGUUCCAAUGCACACCAUCCUGACUUGCACUUUCUUUACUGAUAGGUGUGAAGUCCGCCCUGGACCUGAAUUCCUCACAAGAUCCUACACGUUCUAUCCAAAUCGUUUAUUCAAAGCCUUGCAAUUCUACUAUGGAGACCAUGACUGCAGGAAGCCCUCCUACUCCUUAGUGAUCAAAGGAAAGGUACGGCUGCGCCAAGCCUCCUGGAUAACAAGGGGUGCUACGGAGGCAGAUUACAGCCUGCACAAAGUCGGGGUGAUCUUCUACAGCCAGGAGGCAAUGAGCCACAUUGCAGCUCAGAUGAACCGGACAUGUGCUGGGUUUGUCUCUUCUGGACGGCCUUGGGCACCUGGUAGAGUGUACGAACUUCUCAGUGCCAAGGCAGACAGGGACUGUACGGCUGCCAUUGGAUUUACCAUGCAUGAACUAAGCCUGGUCCGAGCGGAGAAGCAAUACAAUGCCCCCCAUGUGGGGGCUUUGGUGGAGAAGCUCUUCCUCGGAGACAUUCAUACUAAGAAGUCAGAGAGAGUCCAUUACCGGCCAACCGGAUACCAGACGCCCCUGCAAAGUGCAAUGGUAGGUGACCACAUCCCAAUAACAGGGGAACCGUUAACGGUGCCAAUGCUUUAUACACCCACUCUCACGGUAUGGCGCUCGAUACAAUCGCUAUAUAUAAUGUAUGUAAUAUAUGUAUCCUUUAUUAGAUCAACAGAGCUCAAUGUUUAGUGAAUAAACACCAUCCACCAUUUCUCAAAUUUGUGGGAAUUAUGAUACGAUACCAGGGGUGGUUUUAUUUACACAUUUAUUGAAUGGAUUUAACAGGGGUGACGUGAUAUUUUAAGGUAGGAUGGAGUGAAUCUACCACCAGCCUCCAAUGCUGUAUUCCUUUAAGUCUAGCAGCUCCUGUUACUCAGUAUCUUGUGUUCUUUCCGAGUGUUUGUUUGACCGAGGAAAUGGUUUUGUCUUUUCACAGCAUCACAUCCAGCCGUGCCAGGUCUGCCUUCUAAUUCUACGCUCCAAUGAACAUCAUCCACCUGUCUUACCUCACGUUCCGCACACCCAGGUGCAGCUCAGCGGAAAAUGGGUGAGCAGCCAAUGUGAGGUACGCCCCGCCGUCCUCUUCCUUACGCGCUCCUUAACCUUCCACGGGGAGAACCACACGUGGGAAGGAUUAUAUUACCAUUAUGCUGACCCACUCUGCAAGCAGCCCACAUUCACCCUGUAUGCCUCAGGACACUAUACUAAAGGAGUCCACUCAGAGCAUGUCAGGGGGGGCACAGAACUGAUUUUUAAGGUAAGCCACGCUAGGGUCCGACCACUGAACCAGUCCAUCCUGCGGAUGCUGAACAACGCUCACCAUGGCAGCUGUGGCAUGUCUGGCAAAUGGCGCAUACGGGAAGAACAGGAUAUCACAGACACAGGUGGUUGCAACGCAUUAGGAAUUCGGCUACCACACAUAGAAUAUGAACUUUUUAAAACGGAACAGGACAGCAGUGGGCGAUCUCUUGUGUACAUGGGUGAGAGGCCUACGGAUGGGAGCAGCCCAGAUACACCAGACAAAAGGCCAACAUCCUACCAACCUCCUCUACUCAAGUGUGCUGAGCAUCACUUACCUAGCCCCCGCCAAGGCAUGGCCAUCCCGCUGAGCCUAUCGCCCUUAUUGCAGCCCUGCCUGACCCUAAUCAUUGGGCUCUAUGUUUGUCAGGCAGCAAUCACCUAGGGUAGACCAUCCCACUGAGCCUAUUGCCCUUAUUGUAGCCCUGCCUGACCCUAAUCAUUCGUCUCUAUGUGAGUAUGGCAGCAAUCAUCUAGGGUACACCAUCCCACUGAGCCUAUCGCCAUUAUUGUAGCCCUACCGGACUCUAAUCAUUGGGCUCUAAGUGUGUCAGGCAGCAAUCACCUAGGGUACACCAUCCCACUGAGUCUAUCGCCCUUAUUGCAUCUCUGCCUGACUCUAACAAACUUACAAUAUAUAGUAAGGUAUAAAUGGUCCAAACUGGCAUUUUGGUUUUUAAGGUACAAAAUUUCAACCUCUACAGGGUUGUGAUUCUCCUACAGUCAAACAAAAUGAUAUAAAUGUAUUAACUUUAAUAAUUGCAUAUCUUGUCAAAUAUAUUGUAAAUAUGUCUAUAUGGGUAAUGUACUAAUGUAAAAAAAUUAUCUAGAAACUAAGUACAGAGCAGGCUCUUUCAUUCAACAAUAUACUACACAUUUGAGUGGUUUCUGUUUUUAAAAAUGUUCAAUUCCUGAGAUAAACACUGUUUUUGUAAAUGUAGGGCUGCCAAUCCGCCACAAGAAAUACUUUCUCCAUAACCGGCAAUAUGUGUCCUGCGACUUUUGCAUCUAUAUUCAGCAUGUGACACAAUGCUGGUCCAAUAGUGGCUGGGUUCAUUAUAUAGACACACAGACCUGGUAUUGGUCCAAUAGUGGCUGAGUGCAUUCUAUAGACACACAGACCUGGUAUUGGUCCAAUAGUGGCUGAGUGCAUUAUAUAGACACACAGACUUGGUAUUGGUCCAAUAGUGGCUGAGUGCAUUAUAUAGACACACAGACUUGGAAUUGGUCCAAUAGUGGCUGGUGCAUUAUAUAGACACACACAGACUUGGAAUUGGUCCAAUAGUGGCUGAGUGCAUUAUAUAGACACACAGACCUGGUAUUGGUCCAAUAGUGGCUGAGUGCAUUAUAUAGACACACAGACCUGGUAUUGGUCCAAUAGUGGAUGAUUGCAUUAUAUAGACACACAGACCUGGUAUUGGUCCAAUAGUGGCUGAGUGCAUUAUAUAGACACACACAGACCUGGUAUUGGUCCAAUAGUGGCUGGGUGGAUUAUAUAGACACACACAGACUUGGAAUUGGUCCAAUAGUGGCUGAGUGCAUUAUAUAGACACACACAGACCUGGUAUUGGUCCAAUAGUGUCUGGGUUCAUUAUAUAGACACACAGACCUGGUAUUGGUCCAAUAGUGGCUGAGUGCAUUAUAUAGACACACACAGACCUGGUAUUGGUCCAAUAGUGGCUGGGUACAUUAUAUAGACACACACAGACUUGGAAUUGGUCCAAUAGUGGCUGGGUGCAUUAUAUAGACACACGCAGACUUGGAAUUGGUCCAAUAGUGGCUGGGUGCAUUAUAUAGACACACGCAGACAUGGAAUUGGUCCAAUAGUGGCUGGGUGCAUUAUAUAGACACACACAGACUUGGAAUUGGUCCAAUAGUGGCUGGGUGCAUUAUAUAGAGACACACAGACUUGGGAGUUUCAGCCAACUGAAACCAGACACAUUUGGGAAAAUUAUCUAACUGGGCAAGUCAUCGUUUUGCUAUUUUUGCUUGAAUUUUUCCAUUCAAAUGUAAUUUACCCAAUUUUGUCAUUUAUUGAAAAACUAACAGCGUCAAAGCUCCUGCCUUUUGAUUCUUUGGCCAUUUAACCAACUCUGCAAUAGACUUUAAACGGCUCUGGUUUUUUACCUUUUCUCUAGCUAUGUCUGCGAGAAGGAAGUCACUUUGUUGGGAACUCAUGUCCUGUAAUAGUGAGUACAUGUACCUGCUGCACUCCAACUCCUAUCGUGCUCAGUGAGAUUCUGUCUGAUGUUAACAGCCUGCUUAGCCGAUAACUUGCUAAACAACCUUUGUGGAAUAUAACGGAUUCCUACAAUGGAUUGCAGAGACUGAUAAAUUAUAGCUUUAUACAGCAAUUCAAUAUAUAAAUUGACAUUUAAAAAGAGAGAAUUAAAACAAGUCACUUGAGCUAAUACAGCAUUAAUGUAAUAUGAAUCUCUAAGUCUCAAUAAAACCACCCAUCUUUAAGAAACAUAGGACUGCAGAUUUGUCUUCCAUACUUACCAAUAAGAAGCGUAGGAUUGAACAAUGCCCAGCAUUAGACAGUAAGUGUUGGACAAAAAGGGCCAGUUCUGCAGUUAGUGGGAAAAAAAUUUUAGGCCAUAUAUUGGGAAAUAUAUGUGCUAAUUUUUAAUAAAUACAUAUUUGUUUUUUUGGGAAAUAUUAAUUAUAUGCAUUAUAAUAAAAUAUGUUUGGAUUAAGGCGACCGUACAAAGGCGAUUUAUGGUGCUGGUCAUUGUAUCCAUCAUGGCUUAUAUCACUUGUCGAAAUUGAGUCUCCCUCUUGUCUGAUGUCAGGUAAAUGGUGUGGCAGAGGAGCAACUUCCUGGUACGGCAGACUUUAUGGGAAAAGAACAUUGAAAAGAUCCCUUAAAGCACUGGCACUCUGUUAAAAGAGUCAGUAAAUAGGAUUUGAAAUAUUGUAAAUCAAACCACUUGAAAUGGAUGUAAAGUGUGAGAAGUAUCAGGGAGGUGAAUCAAUAAAGGACUCUGAGCUAGGUAGAUGUACUGUAUGAAUGCUAGCAAUAUAGCUUUCAUUCGGCUGCAGCAGGAGAAAAAAAAAAUGAAAUUUUAGUAGGUCAGAUUUUCAUCAAAAUUAUAUUUUAGUAGACCAGCUGUGCAUAAUUUUACACUUUAGUAAAUAGUAGGACUGCAACUAAUGAUUAUUUUUUUCUUGAUUAAUUGGAAAUAAAAGAUUGCAGGUGCGGAUUGGGUCUGUAGCUACAACUGGCGUGUGCGGAGUGGGUCUAAAGGCUUGUGCGGAGUGUUUCACUGGGAUUUACACGUCAGGUGAAGAGUUGGUAGGGGAAAUAGGUAAAAGGUGCAGAUCACUUUGUAGGGUGCAGCAGGGCUCAGAGAGGAGGCAGUGGGGAUAGCCAUAGUGAGGUUACUAGUCAAGUUUGGAUCGGGUCCAAUAAUCCAGUUACUGGCCGUCAGGGGAUGUAAGACAUUAGUCCAGCCAUGCUCCAACCCACAACAGUGUCUGCACAGGACAAAGCCAACUUAGGCAUUGUCCAGUCCAUUCCCAUUAAGAUUACAGACCGCACCCCAAUAACAACAGUUGUUCACUGCGGGCUAUGACAAGGCAGCUAUGAUAAGACUACAUUUCCCAUGCUGCUCACCGAACAGGAAUAGAUUACCCAGGGAUGACUUUGCAGACUCUGCAGCACAGAAAGAAAAUCAUCCUCAGCCUGACAGACGGUAGAUGUGGGACAAAAUGUGUGUAAAGGGGCGAGGGGCGGCGCAUCACUCGGCUCGGUCUUCCAGUGUUCAGAACUUGGAGUGCAGGUAGCGAAAGAUUAGAUCACCAGUGGGAAAAAUGCAAUUUAAAUCUGAUUUGCCAGCUGUAAAGCAGCACCUAUCAACUAAUCGAUAAUGACAACGAUUGACCACUAUAGGCACCCAGACCACUUCAGCUCAAUGCUAAUAUUGAUUAUUAGCAAUAAGUGGUUUCAGCCCUAGUAAACAGCCCUGUCGGUGGUUCAGGAAUCACAACCAGAGUUUAUUCAUAAAACCAACUCUAAAUUGUAGCAAAUUAAAAUGUAAAUGACAUGUAGGAACCAUUCUCCAGCUGGGAUAUUUUAGUCUGAAUUUUGCAUUUUUUAUUACUAUACAGCCUGUUGGAGAUUGUUGCCUAACUAGUAACGUGCCCCUCCCUGACAUGAGUUAAAUGUUGGCACACACAGUGGCAUGGCCUAACACUAACUGCAUCCAAGUGAAAGGCAUGAGAUUUAGUUUUGCACAGCCCUAUUAUUACGAUGCAUGGUGUGACAUUUGCUAACUGUUACAUAGCUGAAAAGAGACUUGUGUCCGUCAAGUUCAGCCUUCCUCACAUGUGUG